This is a messenger RNA of Diaporthe citri, 900 nucleotides long. RefSeq lists its product as uncharacterized. The transcript has 2 exons. The record is from RefSeq and is a predicted model, not a curated record. Bases 1 to 900 code for a protein of 299 amino acids. NCBI's taxonomy places the organism in Eukaryota, Fungi, Ascomycota, Sordariomycetes, Diaporthales, Diaporthaceae.
AUGACUCACGAGAACGAAAAGAAUGGCUCGGCGCCUGCCUUGUCAAACAAAACGGUGAUCGAGAAUAUUGUCAUUACUCCUGUCGCCUUCCACGACAUGCCCUUACUGAACAGCGUUGGUGUCCACGAACCCUUUGCACUGAGGAGUAUUGUCGAAGUCAUCAUUGGCAAUGGCACAUACGGCCUUGGGGAAUCAUAUGGCGACCUUGCCCAUCUGAAUCGGAUGCGAGAAGCAGCCACCAAGAUCAGAGGCUUGGAGGUCCACAAUACAAAUGCUGUUUACCAAGCUGUUGUAGACUCGCUCGCCUCGGACAGCAGCACCGGCGGGGAUGGCAUGAGCGGGAUGGUGACAGGAACGUCGACAGCCGCCAAGGUCUUCUCCCCGUUUGAGGUCGCCUGCCUCGAUGUCCAAGGCAAGCUGGCCGGUGUCCCCGUUUGCGACCUGCUAGGUGGGCGCGUGAGGGACCGCGUACAAUACUCUGCGUAUCUCUUCUAUAAGUGGGCUGGACAUCCGGGCCAGCCUGAUGAUGAGUACGGCCCAGCUCUCGAUCCCGCGGGGCUGAUUAAACAAGCCCACAAGAUAAUCAACGAGUAUGGCUUCAAGGCUGUAAAGCUAAAAGGCGGCGUGUUCCCCCCGAAAGACGAGGUGGAGGCCAUCAAGGCUCUGCGCGCCGAGUUCCCUGAUUUGCCACUGAGACUUGACCCCAACGCUGCAUGGACGGUCGAGACGUCCAAGUGGGUUGCGAGAGAGUUGGACGGGAUGCUCGAGUAUCUCGAGGACCCAGCCCCCGAGAUUGAGGGUAUGGCUGCCGUGGCCAAGGAGGCAAACAUGCCGCUCGCAACGAACAUGGCCGUUGUCUCAUUUGCUCAUCUCCCGCCCUCCAUCGCACAAGACGCAUGA